Messenger RNA from Ixodes scapularis (black-legged tick), 1459 nucleotides. Its product is annotated as protein LLP homolog. The transcript is spliced from 3 exons. Lineage: Eukaryota; Metazoa; Arthropoda; Arachnida; Ixodida; Ixodidae. Gene Ontology annotation, molecular function: RNA binding. The coding region runs from base 133 to 540 and encodes 135 amino acids. Gene Ontology annotation, cellular component: nucleolus. Gene Ontology annotation, biological process: dendrite extension. The record is from RefSeq and is a predicted model, not a curated record.
GCUGCAAUCCAACUUGUCUCAACUUUGCGUAUUGACAACACGUGUGUGUGUCGGUUGAUUGCUCUGGCUUACAAAUUACCCUUUCAACCCGAUACACACGUUUAUUUCAGUCAAAUCUUGAAGCUAUAACAAAUGGCCAAGAGUCUGCGCAGCAAGUGGAAGCGCAAGAUGCGCGCCAAGAAGCGGGAGCGGUACUCUGUCAAGGAGCUUGCCCGACUGAAAACCAUGUUGGAGGCGGCCACCAAGGGAGACGCAGACAUGUCCGAGGUCUGCGAAAUGGUGGAUGCCAAGAAGGUCGCGGAGCGAGCAUCUCAAGAAACGACAGAGCCUGAAUCGGACGUAGAUGACGGAGCGGCGACGAUGGACGUCGAUGCCCCCAAGAAGCGGAAGUACAGACGUAAGACGAUGACGGACGAACACGGGACCCACCCGGAGUGGAUGAAUCAGAGGGCCAUCCGCAAGUUCAAGGCAAACCGGCAAAACCGUAAAGGCCGGGGUCUGACAAAGAGCGGCAAAAAAAAGAAAACAAAGAGAAUGUAGAACGAGUCCUCCUCCUUGAGGAACGAAGGGUCAUCUGGCACUGUACAGGUGGAUUAAAUUCCGCAACAAAUUAAUGCCACUUAUCUCGUUUUUUUUCAGCACCCCCUUAUUGUGUAGGUUGUCAAAUAUGGUUCCUAGGAACCAGGGGGGAGAAAAAAAUCGAGGUGACUGACUUGAAUCGCGUUUUAAAGCACAAUUUAAAUUGUGACUUAAAUCACUUCCAGCUUGACUGUGACGAUUUAAAUCAAACACUUUCCCCCAAAACAGUCCCAAAAAGAUUUCAGAUUUAUUGUAUUUUUGCAUUUUAUGGUGUCCACAGGCAUUUAUUUUGUACUUAAAGUGAAGAACAGUUAAGCAAAAAGGAUUCAUAUCAGACAGCCAUUUUUUUUUAUUAAGAAAUGGAGGGCGUGGCGAGUUCCUAGCACCUUGUUAUCGCUGUGCAGCUAAUGUUGCUCUGCAAUUGCCCCAUGCUUCUCAAUUUAUCAGCAACUGUAGUGAAAAGAAAUUACUCUUUUUCUAGGUGAAGUGAUUUAAAUUGUGUGAAUCUGAUUCAAAUAAAAUUUACUUAAUUUUUGAAAAAAAAAGAAAAAGGUGAUAAUUUUUAACGCUGUUAGGAAUCCACGGGUUCUCAACAGUGCCCUCCGGGCUGUCCAAGCUUCCGAAUUUCACAGACCUUCGCUGCCUUUACGUAAAGCGUUUUUCCUGUUUCGAGCGGUUUUUCAGCGCAUCUGCACCCCUCACUGUUGCGUAGCUGUGAGCCAAUUGUUCCCUAGUAUUGUGAAUGAUUGUUUAGAGGGCCUGUAGCCUUGUGCGCUGCUUUGUUGUUUCAAUGCUGAGAUCAGGAAGGGUUCCUUGGCUGUCAGUUGAGAGAGAGAGUGGUUCUUCAAGAGCAGAACUUUAUAAAAAACAUGCCUUGUUG